Messenger RNA from Brassicogethes aeneus, 1679 nucleotides. The record is from the annotation of a GenBank genome assembly. NCBI's taxonomy places the organism in Eukaryota, Metazoa, Arthropoda, Insecta, Coleoptera, Nitidulidae.
AUGAAAGACAAAAGGCAACGCUGUUUUGUUCUUGCAGUUGUCAACUUGACAGUAACAGUUCACAGUGUGUAAAUUAAUUAAUUUUAAUCAUGCCUCCUAAAAAGGUAAAAAUAACGCAAAAAGAUUUUGAGCAAGCUGUUCAAGAAAAUAUAAACGAUUUAGGAUUGGACGAGGUGGAAGCAAUUGAAGAGGCUUUCAAACAGUUUGAAGUGCAAGGUGCUGAUUUGAGUGGGGUAUCAAAAAAAUCUGCUGGUGUGGCAGGAUCUCAAAAAUUGGGAGAAAUUAAGCUCCUUAUUAAAAAUAUUAAAGAAAAAAGUAAAGCUGGACAAGAGUUUACAAAAGAAAUACAAGACUUAAAAUUGCUCUGUGAUGAGGAUAUUUCCAAUCGAGUAGCAGCUGGUAAUGAGGGUGCCUAUACAGUUUUACUGAAAGUACUAAACGAUAGUAUAAACAACAGUAUUAAAACUGAUGUACUUAAGGCUCUUACUUCCCUGAUGACUAAAAAUCCUGAUUUACUCGACAUAGAGGGUGUUAAAACUAUAAUUUCUUUUCUUAAGAAAAAUGAGGAGAGUAUUAUUAAAAGAUUGACUCUGAAAUGGGCUAAACAAUGCUGUGUUAUGCAGGAAAAAAAUAGGCAAUGUUUCAUGGAAAAUGACAUUGUAGCUCAUAUUAAAGAGCUCCUUGAAACAUCAGAGUCGGAAAUUCAAAAAGAAGUUAUGAGUUUAAUGAGGGCUUUAGUUCUUGAUGAUGAUGUUAGAGUAGAAUUUGGAAAUGCUCAUGAAGCUGCCAGAAUUAUUGCCAGUGAAACUCUGUGUUCAUUGACUGCCUUAAUGAACAAAAACCAAAAUGAUGAAAAACUAGUAUUUGAACUCAUGAACACCAUUUCUGCCUUAAUGGUUAGAUCUGAAUUUUGUCAAAAAGUUGAGACUGCUGGCGGGUUAGAACUCAUUAAGAAAGUUUUAACAUUGUUUUCGAAUAAUGAGAAAAUAGUGAAACAGUCCUAUAAACUCAUCAAGGCAUUGGCUGGGAAUGAUGAGGUCAAAAAAGAUCUCCUUCAAAGCAAAAAUAUUAUGUUGGCUCCAAUUAUUUUUAGAAGCCUUGAUAACCACAAGGGCAAUCCAAGUUGCGCUGCAGCAGGCCUCUCUGCAAUAGCUGCUUUAACUCUAAGGUCUCCAGAAAAUAGUAAAAUAUUGUUUAAUGCUGGAUUACCAGAAACUAUUGUGGAGAUUAUGAAAUUAUAUCCUAAUGAUAAAACUGUCCAGAAAUCCGGAAGUUGGGCAAUUAGAAACAUGGUUUCCCGCAGCCGCGACCAAUGUGGAACUUUCCUGUCAUUCGGCGUGGAGGAAGUUUUGCAAGAAAACCUCAUAAGGCACAAAGAUUUCGAAUACGAUACAAAAGCGGCGUUGCGUGAUUUGGGCUGCAAAGUAAUCUUAACUGAGCAAUGGACUGGAAAAGGUGGUGCUUUGACAACCAAAAAAACUAUUGGAUAGACUUUUUUUGUAGUUUAUUCGACUCACACCAAUAGGUGAAGGUACUGCAUUUAUUAAUUAAAGACUACUCACCUUCUGAUUACAGCUUAGAUUUGUUAACAUUUUAAUAAGAUUUUAUACCUUUUAUAUUAUUCAUGCUUUUUUGUUGUAAUAUUUAUUAUUAUUCAUUAAAUUUAUAUUUAAUAGCAA